Molecule: messenger RNA, 966 nt
Organism: Aspergillus terreus NIH2624
Lineage: Eukaryota; Fungi; Ascomycota; Eurotiomycetes; Eurotiales; Aspergillaceae
Product: DXO/RAI1 family decapping nuclease
Exons: 6
Coding region: 1-966 (321 amino acids)
Biological process (GO): NAD-cap decapping; nuclear-transcribed mRNA catabolic process
Cellular component (GO): cytosol; nucleus
Molecular function (GO): mRNA 5'-diphosphatase activity
Source: RefSeq, a predicted model, not a curated record
AUGAACCGCACUGGCUUUGACAUCCAGCCCAUUGGUCGCUUCUACGCUUCCAAUACCACCAUCCGACGCCCAAAGGAGAUCGCUUGCUUUUCAUACGAUGAUGAACACAGCUUUCAUCUGGGGGACUCGUCCCUGCGGUACUACUACCCACCUAAGCUUCCCGCAGACCUGAACCAGGGCUUUGAUGAAUUCCAGAAGCUCGAUGAUAGCGGAGACGAACAUCUAGAUGCUCUUCUGGAAACCAUCAUGGCGCUGGAAAAGGAGACGGGGAAGACGUCUGACGCCGACAUCAUCACCUGGCGAGGCAUGAUGACCAAGGUUCGAAAUGAAUGCCACCUGUUUUCAGGCUACAAAUUUGAGACUCUAUCUGUCAUCAAUCAACCAUGGGACCCAACUUCGCGGGAGGAGAUCGAAGGCCGACCCGAGCUGGUCGUGAACAACAAAGCACAAUACUGCUCAGUUGUACGAACUGGGAUCGGUAGUACGAAGCUAAUUAUCGGUGGAGAAGUCGACGCCGUUUGGGACUGCAAACCGGAUCGCAAAGAGGACCCCAUCCACUGGGUGGAGUUGAAGACCUCAGCGGAGAUACGGAACGAUAGAGACAUGCUGAAGUAUGAGCGGAAGCUCCUCAAGUUCUGGGCCCAAUCUUUCCUCCUCGGCGUGCCUAAGAUCAUUGUCGGUUUCCGUGACCAAUAUGGCAUUGUUCAUCGCCUAGAGGAACUGGAGACGGCCAGCAUACCAGUCAAGGUCAAGAAGGCCGGUAAAGGAACUUGGGAUGGGAACAUCUGCAUCAACUUUGCCGCUGCCUUCCUUGAAUGGCUGAAAUCCGUGAUCCAGGGAGAAGGAACGUGGAGGAUACGAAAACUUGAGAAAUCCUCCGUCAUUGAGGUUUUCAAAAUUGAGGAAACCGGUACAGGGGAUAUUAUUUCACCAGCUUUCGCGGCCUGGCGAUCAACAACAACAUGA